AUGUUCCCUAAGUCCUUAGCACCCCAAUUCCACGGUCCCUCCCUCGGCCUGCUCGCAGCGCUGAGCGUAUGUCUUGUUCUGAAUUUGACCGCCCUCCUCUUCUCCCUUCCCAUUUUCACGCGCGGAACGCGGGAAUACACCUACCUCGCCGGCAACCGACCUCGCGAGCUCCCUUUAAAGGUCCGCACCAUCCAAGCCGCCUUCCAUGACGACCCCUCCCACUACGGGAUGGAAGGCACCACGGCCACAGCUGAAUGGAACGCAAUCCGCCCUGCCGGCAAGGGGUUCGUGUUUUUAGGGGAGGAGCACUUCGCAUUUGGGGUGUCGAUGUGGCACCAGAUGCAUUGCCUUAACCACAUACGCGCGGUGCUGGUCAACGGGGAUGACGGGUCGGAUCAUACGGAGCACUGCUUCCAUUACCUCCGGCAGGGCAUUCUCUGCGCCGCCGAUACAACCCUAGAGGCGGGCGGCACGAGCAUGAAGUUGGCCAACGGGGAUAAAGUCGCUGCGGGCGGAGGAACUGUGCAUACCUGCCGGGACUGGAGACAGGUGUAUGAUUGGAUGGAAAGCCAGCAUGCGGAGUGGACACAGGACGCAUAUGAGAGGUUUCAGGAGGCUAGUCAAUGA
Molecule: messenger RNA, 627 nt
Organism: Penicillium soppii
Lineage: Eukaryota; Fungi; Ascomycota; Eurotiomycetes; Eurotiales; Aspergillaceae
Exons: 2
Coding region: 1-627 (208 amino acids)
Biological process (GO): mycotoxin biosynthetic process
Source: RefSeq, a predicted model, not a curated record